AUGCCGGAGACCGGAGAGGAUGUUCUGUGCUAUCAUUGUAACAACGUCUUCCCCAAGGACCAGUUUGGUCUGAUGUGCCCACGAUGUGGCUCUGACUUCACCGAGAUUUCAUGCAAGAUCGAAGGGAGCGCCGAAGAACAACAUCCAGCUGUCAAUUAUCAGUCGCAUCCUUCAAGCCCAUCGUGGCCUCCUUCGCUAUCAACACGACCCCCUCAAUCUCCACGAUCACCUCGUCAUGACACGAGGAACCCGUUUCUCGAUCAUAAUCCUUGGGCAGAGACGCCUGAUGAUGAGCCACAGGCGCUUGGGAGCGGCCCCCGGGUUAGCCGUCAGUCUUACCGCUCGUCAGAUGGGAGAGUUACGUUCACUAGCACAACGUUUACUACCGGCAUGGGAGGUCGGCAAAGAAGUCCGGCAUCACCUGAGCCAUAUGCUGCCGAUCCUCUACUUCGGAGUGUCGGCUCUAUCUUCCAAGAAUUGGCCGGGGCGUACAAUACGCCAAAUCGGCACGUUCCUCCCCCAGAUCGAGAAGACCCAUGGGAGACUCCCGGCGCGACUCGGGGCCCUCACUUACAUGAGGAUAUGUGGCGAAGGGACACAGACAGCCCACAACCACCAACCAUACCUUUCGCAAAUCUAGGCGACAUACUUGAUUUAUUGCGAACAGGCCUAGCUGGAGAUGGCUUUGAGCGUCCACGGGGAGGUAUUCACAUCAUGGGAACCGCGGGAAUGGGCCCGAUGCAUCCCCUUUCCUUACUGGCUGGCAUGCUCGGAGGACGGUUCGGAGACGCCGUCUACUCACAAGAGGAACUAGAUCGUGUCAUUUCGCAGCUUGUCGAUCAGAAUAUAAAUCAAGGAGUGCCUCCUGCUGCUGAAACUGCGAUACAGUCGUUGCCCAAGAAAACAGUUGACAAGGAGAUGCUAGGCGUGGAAGGCAGAGCAGAGUGCUCUAUUUGUAUGGAUGCGGUUGAGCUCGGGAGUGAAGUGACUGUGCUUCCAUGCAAACAUUGGUUUCACGGCGAAUGUAUUGAAAUGUGGUUAAAGCAGCAUAACACAUGCCCCCAUUGCAGACGGGGCAUCGACCAAGGAGAAAAUGCCCCUGGCACUAGAACCAAUCCAGUUGUUAUACCUAGCAGUCCGCCACAAUCCCCUCCACGACGCCCAUCCGAUCACAAUCGCGACUACAGCGGCUCAUCCUACCGUACUCAGACCCACCGUAGCAGUAGUGGUUCAUCGAUCCAAGAUCAUCAUCAGUCCUCUUCAUAUUCACGUCACACAGCUUCAGCUCCUCCAGAAUCGCCACCAGAACCUUCCAGUGGAAGUGAACCUCAAACACAGUCACAGCCAAAUAAUGGCGGCGUUACUGGCUGGCUAAGAAGUCGUUUUGGUGGUAGCUGA
This is a messenger RNA of Talaromyces atroroseus, 1398 nucleotides long. RefSeq lists its product as hypothetical. NCBI's taxonomy places the organism in Eukaryota, Fungi, Ascomycota, Eurotiomycetes, Eurotiales, Trichocomaceae. The record is from RefSeq and is a predicted model, not a curated record. Gene Ontology annotation, cellular component: cytoplasm. Gene Ontology annotation, molecular function: ubiquitin protein ligase activity. Bases 1 to 1398 code for a protein of 465 amino acids. The transcript is spliced from 4 exons. Gene Ontology annotation, biological process: protein ubiquitination.